UGUUUUCUCAGGCUCCGGUCAGCACAGCGUUGCAUGCGUCACAGAGGAGUGACAGCGGUCACUACCUGCUGCCCGGUGCUGCUGCAGGAGGAGGGAAACCACAUCUAGAGUCUAUAGAGGGGGGGGGGGCGUCGCUGCAGCCAUGGCCAGCCAGCAGGACUCAGGCUUCUUUGAAAUCAGCAUCAAGUCCCUGCUGAAAUCACUGAGUGGAACCUCGCCGGUGGGGAACGGAUACAGUAAACCUCCCAUUCCUCCAGUCUGCUGCCCUCAGGGAGAAAAGGGCCCACCAGCCAUAAUGUCCAUCACCAUCGACCCGGAGAGCAAGCCGGGGGAAUACGUCCUCAAGAGCCUGUUUGCCAACUUUACCACCUUGUCAGAUCGCAAGAUCCGCAUGAUCAUGGCGGAGCCGCUGGAAAAGCCAUUAGCAAAGUCUCUACAAAGGGGCGAAGAUCCUCAGUUUGACCAAUUGAUAAGUACUAUGAGCUCACUGGCUGAAUAUAGUCUCCCCUCAAUCCUGCGCACUUUGUUCGACUGGUACAAAAGACAGAACGGGCUAGAGGAGGAGCUGCACGAGUACCGGCCACGGUCCAACACCAAGCCCAAAAAUGAUGAGCAGCAGAAAGAUUAUCUACUUGAACGAAGAGAUUUGGCCAUUGAUUUCAUCUUCUCUCUUGUACUUAUAGAGGUUUUGAAACAGAUGCCUCUCUACCCUGUCCUUGACAGCUUGGUCAAUGAAGUCAUUAAUGUAGCCUUUAAGCACUUUCGAUACAAAGAGGGAUAUCAUGGUCCUAACACUGGUAACAUGCACACUGUUGCAGACCUCUACGCUGAAGUCAUAGGAGUAUUAGCCCAGUCCAAGUUUCCUGCUGUGAAGAAGAAGUUCAUGACUGAGCUAAAGGAGCUGCGGAAGAAGGAACAGAGUCCAUACGUAGUGCAGAGUACCAUUAGCCUCAUAAUGGGUGUCAAGUUCUUCCGAAUUAAGAUGUAUCCUGUUGAGGAUUUUGAAGCUUCUUUUCAAUUCAUGCAGGACUGUGCUCAGUAUUUCCUCGAAGUUAAGGAUAAGGACAUCAAGCAUGCCCUGGCUGGCCUGUUUGUGGAGAUCCUGGUUCCUGUUGCAGCGGCUGUGAAGAACGAGGUGAACGUCCCCUGCCUGAGGAACUUUGUGGACAGCUUGUACGACACGACCCUCGAGCACUCGUCCAGAAAGAAGCAUUCGUUGGCUCUGUACCCUCUGGUGACGUGCCUGUUGUGUGUCAGCCAGAAACAGUUCUUCCUGAACAGAUGGCAUGUCUUCCUCAACAACUGUCUUUCAAAUCUGAAGAGUAGAGACCCGAAAAUGGCUCGAAUUGCACUGGAGUCCUUGUAUCGACUGUUGUGGGUCUACAUGAUCAGAAUAAAAUGUGAGAGCAACACUGCGACUCAGGGUCGUCUCAACACCAUUGUUACAACGUUGUUCCCGAAAGGAUCCCGCAGCGUAGUUCCAAGAGAUAUGCCUCUCAACAUUUUUGUCAAAAUCAUUCAGUUUAUAGCACAGGAAAGACUGGAUUUUACCAUGAAAGAGAUUAUUUAUGACCUGCUCAGUGUUGGAAAACCUGCAAAAGCCUUUAGUCUUAAUCCUGAGAGAAUGAAUAUAGGUCUGAGGGCAUUCCUGGUGAUAGCUGAUAAACUGCAGCAGAAGGACGGAGAGCCUCCGAUGCCAAACACGGGUUGCACUUUGCCCUCCGGGAACACACUCCGAGUGAAGAAGACUUACCUAAGCAAAACCCUGACAGAUGAGGAGGCCAAAGUCAUCGGGAUGUCACAAUAUUAUUUUCACGUGCGAAAGGCAAUUGACAACAUCCUCAGACACCUGGACAAGGAGGUGGGACGCUGCAUGAUGAUGACCAAUGCUCAGAUGUUGAACAAGGAGCCUGAGGACAUGAUCACAGGUGAAAGGAAGCCAAAGAUCGACCUGUUUAGGACAUGUGUUGCCGCCAUUCCUCGAAUCUUGCCUGAUGGGAUGUCCAAGCCUGAGCUCAUAGACCUGCUCUCUCGAUUAACCAUCCAUAUGGAUGACGAGCUCCGGCUCAUCGCCCAGAAUUCUUUGCAAAGCCUGCUGGUGGAUUUCCCUGACUGGCGUGAUGAUGUCCUGUUUGGAUUCACUAACUUCCUGUUGCGGGAGGUCCAGGACACCCACCAGGGACUGUUAGAUUCUUCCCUCAAAUUACUGCUACAGCUGCUCACACAGUGGAGACUGACCCUGGCUGCGUCAGGGAAGAGCCCUGACAACGCAAAAAUGCACUCUGUUGAGUCCAGCUCACGUCUGAAGAUGCCUGCAGAACGAGGUCCUCACACCACUGUGCUGCAUUCUGUGGAGGGACUGGCUCUGGUGCUGCUCUGCUCCUGCCAGCUGAGCUCUCGUAGACUCGCUAUUGGGAUUCUCAAAGAGAUACGGAGUCUCUUUAUGACCAUUGGGCAGUCUGAGGAUGACGAUAAACCGAUGAUGGAAGUUAUGGACCAGCUCAGCCCGCUUAUCUUGGAAAGUUUAGUCAGUGUUGCUGUCUCUGACUCGGCCGCCAUGGCUGCCGGUCACCACGUGGACCUGCAGUGGCUCAUGGAGUGGAAUGCACUGCUUGUCAACAGUCAUUAUGACAUCAGGAGCCCCUCACAUGUGUGGAUCUUUGCCCAGUCUGUGAAGGAUCCGUGGGUACUGUGUGUUUACAGCCUCCUCCGACAGGACAACCUGCCCAAGCAUUGCCCCACAGCCCUCAGCUACGCCUGGCCGUAUGCCUUCACUCGCCUGCAGAUGCUAAUGCCCCUGGUAGACCCAAACAAUCCAGUGUAUGCAAAGAAGACAAGUAACCCUGGAAGUGGGGAUAAUUAUGUAACCCUAUGGAGAAACUACCUGAUCCUUUGCUUUGGGGUGGCCAAGCCCAGUAUAAUGAGCCCCGGUCAUCUGAGAGCGUCGACACCUGAGAUCAUGACUCCUACGCCUGACAGCGGUGUCAGCUACGAUAACAAGGUUAUCGGAAGCCCAUCUGUGGCUUGGCUCCUGAAACAGUUGGUCCCACUGAUGAGGUCAGAGAGCAUCGAGUUGACAGAGUCAUUAGUUCUGGGAUUCGGUCGCACCAAUUCCCUCAUAUUCAGGGAGCUUGUGGAGGAGUUACACCCCCUCAUGAAGGAGGCGCUCGAAAGACGACCAGAGAACAAGAAGCGGCGUGAGCGGCGGGACCUCCUGAGACUGCAGCUGUUGCGCAUCUUUGAGCUGCUGGCGGACGCAGGCGUGAUCAGUGACAGCACAAAUGGAGCUUUGGAGCGUGACACCCUUGCCCUCGGUGCUCUGUUCCUGGAGUAUGUGGAUUUAACUCGGAUGCUGCUGGAGGCAGAGAACGACAAAGAUGCAGAGAUUCUGAAGGACAUCCGAGCUCACUUCAGCGCUAUGGUGGCCAACUUCAUCCAAUGUGUACCAGUGCACCAAAGGCGCUUCCUGUUUCCACAGCAAAGCCUUCGGCAUCACCUCUUCAUCCUCUUCAGUCAGUGGGCCGGACCUUUCAGCAUCAUGUUCACUCCUCUGGACCGCUACAGUGACAGGAAUCACCAGAUCACAAGAUAUCAGUAUUGUGCACUAAAGGCCAUGUCUGCUGUGCUGUGCUGCGGCCCCGUCUUUGAUAACGUUGGCCUCUCUCCAGAUGGAUAUCUUUACAAAUGGCUGGAUAACAUACUGGCCUGCCAGGAUCAGCGGGUCCACCAGCUUGGCUGUGAAGUCAUUGUCCUGCUCUUGGAGCUCAAUGCUGACCAGGUCAACCUAUUCAACUGGGCCGUGGAUCGCUGCUACACAGGCUCCUACCAGCUCGCUUCAGGCUGCUUCAAAGCCAUCGCUACCGUCUGUGGCAGCAGCAAAAACUACACAUGUGACAUAGUAACGCUGCUGAAUCUGGUGCUCUUCAAGGCAUCAGACAGUAGCAGAGAAAUCUAUGAGAUUUCAAUGCAGCUAAUGCAGAUUCUUGAAGCUAAGCUGUUCCAGUAUUCUAAGAAGAUUGCAGAGCAGAAGCCAAGCAGUAUUCUGUUUGGCACCCACGGUCCGCUGCCACCUUUGUACAGCGUCUCUCUGCCUCAGCUCUCCAGUCAGCUGGCCAGGAUGUACCCAGAGCUCACGCUCCCUCUGUUUUCAGAGGUCAGCCAAAGGUUUCCCACCACUCACCCCAAUGGGAGACAGAUCAUGUUGACAUACCUUUUGCCGUGGCUUGGGAACAUUGAGCUGGUCGACAGUGGCUUGCUGCUUCCAGUCCUCACUCCGUCCACCCCGAGCUACGACUCCCCCUGCCAACUGACCGGCACAGGUUCAUCCCACCAGCUGAAAGGGACCGGCUGGGGAUCAUUACAAGCUACAUCCAUGGUCCUCAACAACCUCAUGUUCAUGACUGCCAAGUAUGGUGACGAACUACCUGGAUCAGAGAUGGAGAAUGCUUGGAAUGCUUUAGUCAGCAAUGAAAAGUGGAGCAACAAUCUGAAAACCACGCUGCAGUUCCUCUUCAGCUUAUGCGGCGUCAGCAGUGACACCGCCCUGCUCCCAUAUAUCAAGAAGGUUGUGAUUUAUCUCUGCCGAAAUAACACAAUCCCGGUCAUGGAGGAGCUGAUAUUCGAACUUCAACAAACAGAUCCAGUCAAUCCUGUGGUGCAGCACUGUGACAGCCCUCCUUUCUAUCGCUUCACUGCCACCAGCAAAGCCUCUGCAGCAGCCUCAGGCACAACAUCGAGCAGCAAUACUGUUGUGGCAGGCCAGGAGAGUUUUCCCGACACAGAUGAUACCAAAACAAUGAAGGAGAAUGAGGAAAGGCUGAGUCACAUCAUGCGAGCACACACCCGUCUGGAAUCACGGUACAGCAACAGUUCAGGAGGAUCCUAUGAUGAAGAGAAGAGUGAACCUCUCCCUCCCUAUGCUGACUGGCUCUUGGUUGUUGUUGAGACCAACCAGCCCCAUCCUCUGCCCAUGCCCCUCAGUGGAGGAUGCUGGGCUCCACUGGUGGACUAUUUACCGGAAACCAUCACUCCCCGGGGACCACUGCACAGGUGUAAUAUUGCAGUCAUCUUCAUGACAGAGAUGGUGGUGGACCACAGUGUGACAGAGGACUGGAGCAUGCAUCUGUCAUUACUGCUCCAUGCCCUUUUUUUGGGCAUGGAUCACUGUCGCCCGGAGGUUUUUGAGCACAGCAAACGUCUCCUCCUUCACCUGCUCAUCACAUUGUCCUGUAACAACAACUAUCGGGCCAUUGCAUCAGUCUUACUGCAGACCCGCGAGAUCAAUGUCGGCAAAACACUGACCUGCAAAACCAGCCUGCAGCCAGAAUAUUUACCAUCCGGAGGGUACGACUUCUUGCGGGAGGGCCAGUCAUCUCCUGUACCAGACUCUGGCUUGAGCUCCUCAUCCACAUCGUCCAGUUUGAGUCUUGGCGGCAGCAGUAACAACCUGCCGGAGAUUACACAGGACAUGGAGGUGCUGGUUGGCUCCAGUAAAGUCAAUGAGAAGACGAACAAACUCAUUGAGUUUUUAACCACAAGGCCUUAUGGACCACUGUGGUGCCAUGAAGACAUCUCACCGAAGAACCAAAUGUCAAAGAGCAUGGGGCAGCUGACAAACUUCCUGAGACACGUGGUGUCUGUGUUUAAAGAGUCUAAGUCAGCGUGCUACCUGGAGCAGCAGCUCAGUGAGGUGGCUCUGCAGACGGCUCUGUGCAGCUCGUCCCGCCACUACGCCGGACGCUCCUUUCAGCUCUUCCGAGCCCUUCGCCAGCCCAUUUCUGCCCACGCUGUUUCCGACCUGCUUGCGAGGCUGGUGGAAGUCAUCGGUGAGCACGGAGAAGAAGUGCAGGGCUAUGUGAUGGAAGUGUUACUCACACUGGAAUCGGUGGUGGAUAACUUGGCUGAAUGUCUCAAAAACAAUGAUGUCAUGGCUAUCCUGACAAGAGCAUCAUCUCCAGAUUUUCUCACCAGUUUCAAGCAGCUGUCCAACAGAAAGAGCACCGGACAGCUCAACCUUCGCAGAGAGGAGCGGAGCAGGCACCAGAGGAGCAGUUCAGUUCCCAAAAAGUUUGGAGAGGCAGACAGGUUGUCUGAUCCCCCCCGCAGUGCCACGCUGGACCGUAUACAAGCCUCUGAGCAGCAGGUUCUGUUGGCCAAUAUCCGCAGUGCAUCUUCCUCUAAAGAAAACAUCAACGACCCCACGAGCAUCAACCACCCCAACAACCUCCUGGCCACCAUCUUCUGGGUAGCCGUGUCACUGAUGGAGUCCGACUUUGAAUUCGAGUACCAGAUGUCUUUAAGACUGUUGAAUAAGCUGCUAGCCAACAUGUCGCUGGACAAAGAGGAGAACCGAGAGAAACUGGAGAAACUGCAGAGCCAACUGAAGUGGAGCAGCUUCUCUGGGCUCCAGCAGCUGCUGCUGAAGGGCUUCACCUCAGUGACCACCACUGACCUCACGCUGCAGCUGCUCUGCCAGCUCACACCUGUGUCCAGACUGCCCGUGGUGGACACGUCCCAAGCCAUAGGUUUCCCCUUGAAUGUUCUCUGCCUACUUCCACAUCUUGUGCAGAACUUUGAUGCACCAACACAGUUUUGUCAAGAUGUUGCUGAGAGAAUAGCCCAGGUGUGUGCCGAGGAUAAGAAUGCCAAGCUCACCAGCCUUGCUCAUGUUAUGACGCUGUAUAAGACACACUCCUACACACGAGACUGCUUCUCUUGGGUCAACGUGGUGUGUCGAUAUCUCCACGAGGCAUUCUCCGACAUAACCCUGAGGCUGGUCACUUAUAUGGCGGAGCUGCUGGAGAAGGGCCUCCCCACUAUGCAGCAGACACUUUUGCAAAUCAUCUACAGCCUCCUGAGUCACAUGGACCUGAGUGGAAUUCAGGCCAAACCGUUCAACGUAGAGGUGCUCAAGACAAUCGAGAAGUUUGUCCAUACUGUCCAUUGGAGGGAAGCUCUGAAUAUCCUUAAGCUGGUGGUUUCUCGCUCAGCCAGUUUGGUUCAGCCUUCCCUCGCGCAGAGUGACCUCUCCUAUGAGGACAACAGCCGACUCUGGGACCGCUCCUCUAAGGCCUUGCCUGGGAAAACGCUGGAUUUCCACUUUGACAUAUCUGAGACUCCGGUGAUUGGUCGGCGUUACGAUGAUCUGCAGCGCUCUCCUGGUCACGAUGCGAAGAGUAUCACCACAGCAGUGACCCGCAGCACCUCCUCCACCUCCUCUGGAUCCACCUCCAACAAUGUCCUGGUGCCAGUCAGCUGGAAGAGGCCUCAGUCUUCACAGAAAAGAACACGAGAAAAACUGGUGAAUGUGUUGUAUCUGUGUGGUCAAGAAGUUGGCCUCACCAAAAAUCCUUCGGUGAUCUUCUCCAGUUGUGGGGACCUGGAGCUCAUGGAGCAUCAGCCCAGCCUUGUGUCAUCGGAUGAAGGGACCCGGGAGUUAGACAACAUGGAUGACACCACCUCAGAGCAACAGUUCAGAGUCUUUAAAGACUUUGACUUCUUGGAUGUUGAGCUUGAAGAUGGAGAGGGAGAAACUGUGGACAACUUUAACUGGGGUGUCCGCCGGCACUCUGUGGAUAGUCUGGACCAAAGUGACCUCCAGCCCCUUGAGGAGAGUCAGUUGUCCAUAAGCAUGCCCAGCCUCAGCAAGCUCACCCAUGAGGACUCAGACGAGUCUUCCGAAGAAGAUUCCCUCGCUGCCAGCCAGACACUUUCCCACUCACACAUUACUGUCAAUUUGUCUCCAACAACAGAUAUCAGUGGUAUGGACACCUCCUCUGCCUUUUUUUAUUCAACGUCAGCAGAUUCAACUCCUCUGAGCUCCAAAAAUCCCAGUUUCGAGGUCCAACUGCCAGAGGACUCGAAGCAGCGGCAUGAAGAUUCACAAGAAGAUGAAGAUACAAAUGUCCAUGAGGAGGAAAUCUCCCUCUCAAUCACAGAGCUUCCUCCUGAGUGUCACUGUGAUGAGGUUCUGAUGGCUGACACGGUUUACAGUGACUGCAGAGCAGAACUAGACCUGGACGGCUGCCUGCCACGGCUUGCUGAGGAAGAGAAGGAUGACCUGCUGGAGUUACGCUCUUCACCGCCGCCAUCUCCCUUCUUCUCUGCCAUUAUCGCGGCGUUCCAGCCGACAGUGUGCGAUGAUGCUGAGGAGGCCUGGAGAAGCCACAUCAACCAGCUCGUGUGUGACUCGGAUGGGUCCUGUGCUGUCUACACUUUUCAAGUGUUUUCCUCACUCUUUCAGAGUAUCCAGUCCAAAUUUUGCUUCUUGACUUGCGAUGCUGUGAGUUACCUUGGUGAUGGCUUGAGAGGAUUAGGAUCAAAGUUUCUGAUGUCCUCACAGAUGCUGGCAUCAUGCUCCGACUGCCCAACUCUAUUUAUUGAUGCUGAUACAAUCAUGUCUUAUGGACUCCUUGAAAAAAUCAAAUUUAGCGUGUUGGAACUUCAAGAGUACCUGGACACUUACAACAACAGGAAGGAGGCGGCUGUCACUUGGUUGAACAACUGCAAAGCUACAUUUCCCAGGAGUCCUGGAGGCUCAGUUAUAACAUGUCAACCCAUGGAGCAUGAGGAGCAGCAACUGGAGCUCUGUCAAAGACUCUACAAACUCCACUUUCAGUUGUUGCUGCUUUUUCAGUCCUAUUGUAAGCUGAUUCAACAGGUCCACUCAAUAAGCUCCAUUCCUGAGCUCACAAACAUGUCCAGAGAGCUAAAUGAGUUGAAGAGCAGCCUGAGGGUAGCCGCCGCCUCUGUGACAAAGGAUGAAGCUGCAGCCUGUAAGAGCUCCUGUUCCGAGUCCGUCUUCAGCUCCUCUGAGGUUGCAGUGCAGGCCAUCUUGGAGGGUCUAAAGAACAAUGAGUUUUCAACAGCCAUACGCUACAUUCGUGAAUGCAGAACAACAUGGCCUAAUGACAUAUUUGGCAGCCACUCUGAAGAUGAGGUUCAAACACUGUUGAAUGUUUACUUCAGGCAUCAGACUUUAGGUCAGACAGGGACUUUUGCACUGGUGGGCUCAAAGCAGGAUCUCACGGAAAUUUCCGUCAAGCUGAUGGAACUUAAUGGAGAGACUCGGGACAUGAUCAGACGAGCCCAGGGAUACAGAGCAAUCACAGCUUUUCUUCCAGACUCAAAGGUUUCGGGUUCAACUCUCUGAGAGUUUGACACCUAACUGCACAGCACCUAAAGUCUCAACCUGUCUGGGGCAGCUGCUCUCAUUUCAGCUAUUCAUAGGAACUCUGCACUCUUCUGGGAGUAACCAAAAACUAAUUUCCUGUUAUUUCUCACAGAGUACAUCUGAAUGUCAUAGACUCAGAUCUUCAGACGUGUGGCAGUACUGUGGUUUUCACACAGACCAGUGACUUCACUGUUAUAACACAGUUAGUAUUUUCUUGCACUAAUAAAACAAAGCAUCACAAAGCGACCGCAUGCUAUUCAGGUCAUAAACUGUCACAUUUAACAAACACACCAAAGUUGAGUCUAUCUUCAUCCGUUGUAUUGUUUAAUUGUAAAGGGAAAAUGUGCAAUUCAUCAAGGAAGUGGAAGACCCUUUCUGUCUCGAGAGAAUGUAUUUGCAUAUCAUAAUGUUGGAAAACACUGUUUGCAAAGAAAAAGGGAGGCAUCAGCACUUGUGAAAGGCUUGGGUCAUUUGUGUGUAUUUCUGCGUGGGUGUCAGUGUGUUGUGAAUGUGCUUGAGUGUGUGAAUUUAGGUAUGACAACCAUCACAGGUGGAAUUACUGAUUCUGACUAGUAUAAGUGAUAAAGAUUCAACUUCUCUGACAUGCUGCAAAUCUACUGUAAUGUCUCACAUCUCCAGUGGGGGCCGUGGGGAUUGUUACAUAAACCAUCUUACUGUACUUUUUAACUGUGCAGCUUUUUGCAAAUAGGAGAAUUAUUUAUAUUUUAAGCAAGAGAUAAACAUAACUUUAUCAGACUAGAUUUAUAGAGAGUAAAUAUACUGUUUCAUCUGUUAAACUUGCCAAGCUUGCAAAUUAUGUGCAGUCUAAAAUACAUAGAAAUUUUGUGAUGAAAUAUAUAUAACUAUUUUGACUGAUCAAUUGUACAUAGUUAAGUGAGAGCUUGGCUCAGACUCAUAAGAUUGUAUUUUUAUUCUGUUAAACUUUGAGUUGCGUUUAGAAUGAGUAUUUACAUAUUUGUACAGCUUCAACCAGAGCAAGCUUAGCCUCUCUUUCCUUGUAUAUACUCCUUCCUUGGCAAUGUAUUUUAUUUUGUUGAAAACGUAUGCAACAAUAAAAUUUACAUUUGUUAACUGUUGGCUCCUUUUGUGAUUGUGGU
Messenger RNA from Menidia menidia (Atlantic silverside), 10290 nucleotides. The record is from the annotation of a GenBank genome assembly. Lineage: Eukaryota; Metazoa; Chordata; Actinopteri; Atheriniformes; Atherinopsidae.